AUGUUAUUUGAAGCUGCUUUAAAGCAAACAAAAACGCUUAUCAGUCCCGUUAAAGAUACUUUGCCUCCUUUUCCUACUCCUGAAGACAAAAUACUAGUAAAAACAGAAGGCGAUAAGAUUAUUAUAGAAACAAAAAUAAACAGUAAAGCCGAAGACCAUGUCUUUAUAGCGAAGUCUCCGAAGAAACUUGAUAACAAAUUGGGUGGAAAAAUAAGUAGGAGCUUCGAAGAUCAGAAAGCGACAAAUACUAGCAAUAAAAUAAAUAAAAGUAUGGAUGACAAAAACAGUCAAUCACUAGAGGAUAAGUUUGACGAAAUUGCGGCGUUGACUAAGUCUCCGAAAACCUUAUCCAAAAAACAAGAAAUAAAACAACAGAUAGAGGGUAAAGUAGUUUAUCAGAAAGUACAUCCUAGUGUUAAAUCGAAAAGUUUGGAUCGUAAGGUUGAGACCCACCUCGAAGCCAAAAUAAAAUCAAAAAGUUUGGAUAGAAACUACGUUACACCUUCCACGCUCAUUCAAUCCGAGCCCAGUGUUGUUAAUGCGAAUAAGCAUUAUAAACAGGAGAUCGUUAAAGUUGAUGUUCACUCUGCAGUCAACGAAGAAGACUUCGUUGUAAACAAAGACGGUGAAAGAGACUUAUCGCCUUCUCACAGCUACAAGGAAAAAACAGAGGAUGAUUCCUGGCUUACAAAUUCACAAAACACUGUCAUCGAAAAUGAUACUCAGACUGUUAUAAUGGAACGAAGAAAAAUCGAAAUUUAUAACAAACAACGCCAACAUGAACUCCGCGAAAGCAAAAGUGACAAAGAUGUUCACAGCUUAUUUACAGGGAAGAAACCGGAAGUUACACGAUUGACAAGCGAAGAAGAAUCAUUGACCGAAGUCAGCGAGUUGAAGAUGUCUGAUGAAAGUAAUAUGUUAGGCUUGUCGUUGCCAUAUAUAGAUGCUGAUAGUUCUUCUGAUCAAGAUCAAACGAUCAAAGAUAAAAAGGCGAAGUUGUGUCGUGGAAGGAGCGAUGAUACAGGUUCUUGGAUGACGGUCGAUUAUGAUGAAUAUACCACGGAAACGGAUAUUCUCUUAUCGGAUGCAAGUAAAAGCGGAAAAGCUUUAGAACCGCAAAGCACAUUCGACGAAUCUUCAGCUAGUUUAAUUGAAUUUCUAAAACAUGAAAAUAUGUCACAAAUCCCUGAUAACGAUUUGGAUAAUGCUAGCCAAUUAAAGGAAAAUUCGACUAAAAUCGAUUUAUCUCUUAAAUUUAAAAAUAAGAAUAAAAUUAUCGUCACUCCACCUCAAGAAAAUAGCCCUACUGUUGAAAAUAUUCCAUUUAUCGAUUCGAGCGUAUCGAAAUCGGUGCAUAAAUCUGAGUCUGGUGACCAAACGGGUAGUUCAGGAAGUACAAAUGAUAUUUCACCUACUGAGCAGAGAAAUGAACAGAGAACUUUAUUGACAGCGAGAUCAAAACGAAGUGAACUAUUAAAGUUAAGCGCCGAGCGAUCUAGGAGUUCCGAGUCGACUUCGUGGACUAGUAUAGAAAAAGAUAUAAGUCCAUCUAGUGCAAAUAUUAAGGGCAGCUCAAUUGAUGAUGAAUCGAGUGUCAGUUGUUCGAUCGCUAGGCCUUUAGGUAUAUCUCAAGAUAUCGAGAAGCUCAAUAAAAAAGAUCGAGAGUGCUUAGAGGAACUCAAACAAGCAAUGGAAUAUGGUGAAGAACAUCUGCUGUCACAACAUACGUUCUCCAGUGAGCAUUCCAAGUCGAACUCGAAAUCUCCCUCUCCUGUCCCGGAACUGGGUCGCAUUGAAAGCCCGCGGAGUCCUUCUAAGUUUGGGACGAGAAAAUCGCCGACACCCACAUUAGAGAAGCAGGGGCCAGUUGAUUCUCAAAAAGCACCCACAGAUUCUGAAUCCAGUUCAGAGAGCUUAGAUAAAACCGUAGAACAACUGACAAGACCUAGUAUCAGAAAAAGUGGCUUAGAUAAGAUUGGUAAAUGUGUUAUUGAGGAAUCAGAAUCUAGUCAGUCUGCAGCAUCUAAAGAUUCUGAAAUAAAGAAGGAAUUAGAAAGAACCGUUAAGAAAACUAAAAUUGCUAUUACUAUUUCUCAAGAGGAUCAAAAUACUACGAUUGAUUUUGAUGAUGACGGAAAUGUAAUAACAUCGUCGUUUGAGCGCGAGAUAAUGAAAAAGAGGGCUCUGAAAGAUACCGAUCAAAAAAGUUCUUCUAAAUCUAGUAUUGACACGACCACCACGACACCCUCCAAAGGUUCGCUGAGUGUCGACGAUUCCUCAUCCCGUAGAAAAUGUCGCCUUGAUGAACAGAAAAGUUCAUCGAAAUCAAGUAUGGAUUCACGGGGCUCUCUGAGCGUCGAGUCCAGAGGAUCGUUUGAAACUACCGAGUCUACUUCUGGUUCUUUAGGUGAAGCGUAUAGAAGAGGGGAAGAAUUAAAACCGACUUGGCGGCCUUUCUUUGGUGCUUCGGGAAGUGAGAAUAGUACAAGCAUCGAAGAGGCUUGGAUACCUCAAGAUCAUGAGGGCUAUGAAAGCUUAAAUCUCAACAAAGACAUGUUUGAUUAUGGAAAUCAAAGAAUACUAGAUGACUUUCAAACUUUUGCUAAAAACCCUCCUCUAUCUGCAAAUACAUCAAAAGACUCUACAGAUGCCGAUUUUACAGAUGAUUUGAACGAUUUUCCUGUUAAUUUUCUAUAUCCAGCUACUUCUUCUACUAGUUCUGAUGUCGUGAUUGGAUACGGUCAAAAUUUUGGACGAACUUUAUCCAGAAUAUCUGAACGUAGCACAGCUUCUGAAAAAACAAGCGCUGAUGAGGAUUCAACAAAGGCCUGCUCGAGAUCAGAAAGCAUUAAUGAAGAAUCGCUAAAUUCAAGCGAUCACCAAGCUAGCCUCAGUUCCGAUCCUCCUAGUAACGCUAACGUCGCAUAUAUUUCAGAUACCGAUAGAAGAACAUCAGCAGAAAUGCCAGACAUUCCUAUUGAUCAAAGCAAAAUAAGCGAAAUGUACACCGAAUCUAAGAAAGAAAAGGAGAAGUCGAAAAAGUAUGAGGACCCCUCAAUUCAAGGUAAAACUGGGAACCACCCUAUUAAAAAAAAGUCAAGUGCUAUACCACCAUCAAAACAAUCUUCUGCUAGUGAAAGCCAAGAUUCUGAGGACUGGCCAUUACCUGAUCUACCACCACAAACAGGACAAAGGCAAAAUGAACUCCCCGAGGUAACGAGACAAAGGUCUAGUGACAUGGAUGAAGUACCUUCUCUCCCUUCUAGUGAAGGAGUCUUAAAAAGUCCCAUUGUAGAAAAAGUUCAAGUUUAUUACAUGAGCAAUGAACCAGAACAAGCGACUAAGGUAACUCUUCAGUCGGAAAGUUCUAAAGCACACCUGGGAUCAGAUGAUGACAGUGAUACCUUGAAUAACGAUGAUGAAUUAGAGAGGGACGUCCAAGAGUCUAAGUCUGACAAAUCUCCAGAGCCAACAUUGGACGUUCCAAAUAAGACUCAAAUUAUUCCUUAUGAUAAGUCCGGGUACAUGGUUGAACCGUUAGAUGAUCCGGAACAGGGAUGUCCGACGACCAAAGGGGCGAUACCGAACUAUGAUAAGUCCUGUUUAAGCGGCACAAUAACGAAAGCUACUUGUUUUAUGGGUGACGUCGGAUCUUGUUGCAUCAGCACAGAUCACAAGUCAUUUGCUAAUAAAAGCAAUAUUGAAGAUAAGGUUAUUAUGAGCCAGCCACAAAAAUCUCCAACGAACCAUAGUCCCAUAUACGAAGACGAACAUGCUUACACGGAUGAUGUAUUUGGUGUUGACAGCAAAAGCUUAUCACCAGAUUUCGACAAAGGAUUCUCCCAACUUAGUGGCGCGAAAAUUUCUUGCGGGUCGAAUAAUUCCGAUACUUCUAUAGACGAUCUUCUGUCGCAGACUAACGCCGAUGAUACAGUUCGUGCACUUGCUAAAUUAAGUAUUAGUAGUGCGGGAGCUUGUAAACGUUGCAGUCACAGCAGUCAUUCUGAAGAAGAGACUAGUUCCUUUGGCACGGAUUUGGAUGGCACAGUGAAAAUAGGCGUACCUAAAAAAAAAUGUACUCACAGCUCUCAUUCUGAAGAUACCUCUAUAUGCCUCAGUAUUUCUGAAUGGUCGACUGGAACUAAUACUGUUCGCCAAUAUGCAAAUUUAUCUGCAUCUGAAAGUAUUUCAGCAGUUUCAAUACCAAAAAGUGAAAAAUCUGACAACACAACUCCUAAAUCGUUUACCGCAUCACACCCGAGUAAGAAAUUAGAACAAAAAGUUGGAUCACAAACUGAAAUAAGUUCCAAAAGCAGUAGUCUCGAGAAAAGUUCAGAGAAUAAUAUAAAAUAUGACAAGCUUUGCAGCUCUGAUACUAACAUAUCUAAAAAGGGAAUGGAUAGUAGUUCUGGAACAAAGAGUGACAGUACUUUGACACUGGCCCAAUCUAUAUCAGAGUGGUCUGCGAGUACGAGUCACACUCUUGUCGCUACGGCUCGUGAAGACCAGACGGGUGUAGAACCAUUGGCCUGCACUAAACCUGAAACAAUUAUCAUCAGAGAGCCCAGCAUCGACGAAGACCUUGAACUGGAUAUGAUAGAUGAUGAUAAACUAUCUCCAACUAGAGAUAUUCAAGAUAUAGACGAAGGCACAAAACCAACUUUUACUAGAUAUUUAUCAACGAGUUCUGCUAAACCUGAAAAGUCUUCAUCAAUUAGUUGCAGUGACAGGUCGGAUAAAUCAAGUUCUAGCUCUUUGAGUAGUCUCCAAAGACACGCGAAUGGAAUUUUUAGAAUCGACCAAAGACUCAAAGGCUACCCUUCAUCUUAUGACCUAUCACAAGAUCGUUACCUCAAAACCGCAUCUAAAAGCCUCAGCUGCGAAGAACAUUCUCAAAGGCAGACGCGUCCAACUCUGAGAUGCCAAAGCGAGGACGGCGGCUUUAAACCUUAUUAUGGAAGUUCACAACCCGAAAUCGAUAUCGAUAUUCCUUCUCAAUUGUACAGUCAAGAAGAAAAGCACACUGAACGCUAUCAAAGCCAAGAAUUUUCCAACAUUAUUCAUGAAGAAUCGGGCGGUCAGUUCGCGAGAUCCGAGUAUAAACCCUUGGCCAAACAUGCCAGUUACGACGACAAGACGCUAUCGAAAAACCAGAUAAAAGAGUAUAAAACUUCCCAGCAAUAUCGCAGCAAACCUAAAAGUUGGUCUUUCCACGAGCACUAUUUGAGCGCAGCCGACCUCCCCGUGAUAGCCGUACCUGAUUUGCCUCCCAUCCACAGAGACUUCAAGGAAAAAAAAUCCACCGAACGGUCCGGUAAAACUCCUCUCUCCAGGUGUUCCCCUUAUUACUCCAGCAGUCUUAGUUCUGAAUCUCCUCCGAUACAACCGCUGAAAGCUCCAGUUAAAAAGACGUUGCUCGUCAGAAAUAUUUCGCUCAAAAGUCCGCCGAGCGGAAACGACACCGACAGUUCUCUGGACGUCAUCAGAGAUCCUCGGGAAAGAAUGAAAACGUUCAGGCGGAAGAAACAGGUGACGACCGCUCGCAGAAGGCAAGAAAAAAUACAGGACGUGUUAGAGGAAGAUUCCACGAAAAGUCAAUGCUCCUCGGAGAGCGACAAGUUUAAGAGUGGAACAUUCCUGGCGGUCGACGACACAUUCCGGAGGAUGGAUAGCUCGGAGUGCUCGGACAGCUACGUCCCCGAAGUGGAAUCCGGCUCCUCGGAAAUGUCCAAGGCCGACGCGCACGAGGUUAGCUGCUCCGACGACGAAGCGCAGCACGAGUACGUCGAUUACAAGACCUCCGCUUACGAACAAAACUUCUCCGUUAACAUUGCGCCGGUGCAGUUUCAAGGCUUCGGAUCUUCCGCGGACGAAGACGAAAUGGGCUUUCCCAGGUUCGACAGAUUGGGACGACUGCGUCACCCGUACCUCGAUUCCCAGGAACCGCCUUUCGUCCCGGAAGACAGUCCGCCGAGGACGUCGUACUCGAACAAGAGCAGUCGGCAGUCUUCCCUGAAAAGAGUCAAAUCGUGCGGCGGCUAUCGAGCGGACGAAAAAGCGAUCGGUGAAUCGUCCGGCCAGCGUCAGCCUAGGUCCUAUUACGAAGACCAGAGCGACAGGGAAGACUCCGACGACUACGCGUACCCUAUCGACACGAUAAAGAGAGCUCCUAAGAUGAAUAAAUCGUCCAGUUACCAAUUCGAGCGCGGGGAAUCGGUCGCCUAUUCGGACACGGAGCUGCCGCUCGAGAAGGACGACUACGAGGCGUACAGAGGUAGUCCGUAUCCGGAGCGGUACGGGGAGGGGGAACUGUUCGAAACGCAGGAGUGUUAUCCUCAGUUCGAUCGCGACGUAGGAAGCGGCGAAGUCGGCGAAGACCGUUUCGCUCGAGACCUCGACCAGCGCUUCAGCUUAAACAACGUCGAGCGCUUCUAUUCCAGCCACUACGUGGACUCGCAGGCUUCCAGCGAUAGCCCCGAGCAGAAAUUCGACGUUUCCACUUUGCCUCCCCCGCUGUGUUCCGACGAAGAACGCGACUAG
Messenger RNA from Leptosia nina, 6540 nucleotides. NCBI's taxonomy places the organism in Eukaryota, Metazoa, Arthropoda, Insecta, Lepidoptera, Pieridae. The record is from the annotation of a GenBank genome assembly.